Phialemonium atrogriseum is the source of this 1551-nucleotide messenger RNA. Its product is annotated as SUR7/PalI family-domain-containing protein. The record is from RefSeq and is a predicted model, not a curated record. The coding region runs from base 438 to 1334 and encodes 298 amino acids. Gene Ontology annotation, biological process: fungal-type cell wall organization. Lineage: Eukaryota; Fungi; Ascomycota; Sordariomycetes; Cephalothecales; Cephalothecaceae. The transcript is spliced from 3 exons. Gene Ontology annotation, cellular component: plasma membrane; cell cortex of cell tip.
AGCUCGUAUGCGUUGUAGCGUGUAUGCUGGACAAGCCAUCCACGGUGCUGUGUGGCAUACGCUAGGGUGCAAUGGGUGCCACUUAACCACACCCGCUAGCAGGGUUCCAACUUCCAAGCAUGAUCAAUCCCGACGCGUUGGGGCAGUGCCGAUAGUCCAUUAGUUUGGCGUACGCAUACAUAUGCACUACGUAGCCUGGUAAUUAGGUAAGACCUAGACUCUUGACAGCGAAAAGAAAAGGCUAUCAACAUUCAUCGAUCCGGCGAUAGAGAUCGAUAUCUACCUAUUCAUCUGCCUAUUUGGGGCCUCUCCGGUGGGGUACUGGAUGCCCUCCUUAUUAUUUGCUUUAUCACAACAAGAUCCCCAUUCACCACCAAAUCAGUGGUGAGUUCGAGUUCGCCGUGAUCCGAGAGCGACAGCAUCUCGCGCCCGGAGCCAUGGCACUUCCUUCGAUUCUCCGGGUUCGCAAGCGGGCGCCUGAGGCCGGCUCGCCCUCGUCGGACCAUGCCUCUCGUCGAAAGGAGGCCGGUGCUCCAGACAUCAGCCAGGCCGAUAUCAAACGCAGCACCAAGUCACGUCGUGUCUUUAUUAUUAUCGCUUCCCUCUCCUAUCUACUUGCGUUUGUCUUCCUCAUUUUGGUCGUCAUCGGAAAUACUAGCAACAAGCCAGUAUUGAGAGAUAUUUACUUUUUCAAAUUGGACCUGGCAGAUAUUCUUCCCUUAUCUGUGCCCAAUGCCACCUUGAUCAAUAGUAUUGCGCGGACUCUGGGUCUGCAUGACUUCUAUCAGGUUGGGCUGUGGAAUUUCUGUGAAGGCUAUCAGAAUGAGGGAGUCACAUCCUGUUCCGAACCCGAGAGUCUGUACUGGUUCAACCCAGUGAGCAUCAUCAUGGACGAGUUGCUGGCCGGCGCCACCAUCGCUCUUCCGACCGAGGUGGUCACGCUGCUCGACAUCCUGCGUCUGGUGUCCCGGCUCAUGUUCGGCUUCUUCAUCACCGGGACGGUCCUCACCUUCGUCCUUAUAUUCGCCACCCCCAUCGUCGUCUACUCCCGCUGGUGGAGCCUGCCGUUCGCUAUCAUCUCCUUCAUCUCCGUGCUCCUGAUCGUGGCCGCCUCCAUCAUUGCCACCGUCAUCAGCCUAGUGUUCAAGUACGCGGCCGAGUCGCAGUCCGACCUGAACAUCCACGCCUAUAUCGGCGUCAGAAUGAUGGUUUUCAUGUGGCUUGCCUCUGGGUUUGCCCUCCUGGCCUUUGCCAUUCACUCGGGCUUGGGAUGCUGCUGCACCUCGAGGCGAGACAUCAAGAUCGGGCUGAGGCGGGUCAAACGGGCUGGUUAAACAGCAUGUAAGCUAGAGAUUAGUAUCGGGUGACCGAGGAAACCCUGCAAUGGAAACGAGGCAGUUGACUUUGAGGGUAUAGACCAUAAAAGUUCUAUGGAGACACAACCUAACUCCAUCAUGAUAGCGGUCUUUUUGUAAUCCCGGUUAAUUUUGAUUCCAUUCUCACACUUGCCCCUUGAUCAAACCAAGGAAUGGACUUGUGGGCCUGCUGCCA